Messenger RNA from Bactrocera dorsalis (oriental fruit fly), 497 nucleotides. RefSeq lists its product as uncharacterized. Bases 111 to 449 code for a protein of 112 amino acids. The record is from RefSeq and is a predicted model, not a curated record. The transcript has 3 exons. Lineage: Eukaryota; Metazoa; Arthropoda; Insecta; Diptera; Tephritidae.
GCAGCUGGAUUCCACAUCAGUCGAACAGUCUCCGUUGUGCGUACACAAUCGCAAUUUAAAGUAAAUCAAUUAAAGCAGAUAUUUUGCUAAAAAACUAAACUAAAAACAAAAUGAAAUUCUACGUGUGUGUUGUUGCUGUUUUUGCUGUUGCCUUCGCCAGCUUGUGCUUGGUGAGCGAUGCGCUGGUGGCACGCGCCCAAUACAAAAACUCAGCCUACCCCGGCAAAUGCUACAUCAGCAGCGACCUCAUACUCUCGCCCGGCCAAAGCGGCAAGGCGCCGAACAACCCCUGCGCCAACAUCGAGUGCUUGGAUAAUGGCAAUGUGGAAUUCACAAUCUGUCCUGCUGUGGCGCCACCUAAAGGCUGCAAGCAACGUGACUUCGUCAACGCCAACCGGCCAUAUCCGGACUGCUGUGAACGCGCCUACGACUGCACACGCAGCUUUUAAGCGUGAGGAAUGCGGUUGAAACAACAACAAGUUCAAAAACAACAAAAA